AUGGCUCCACCUGGCCGUCGACGCGGCGGCAGCGUACCCUCCCUCCUAUAUCUACUGUCAACAAUUGUCCUCUCAGCUCUUAUUGCGUCGUUCCCCAGUACAGCUUCUGCAGCCGGUACAGGCGUGAUAGGAAUCGAUCUUGGAACCGAAUAUAUAAAGGCCGCCGUCGUGAAGCCCGGUGUUCCGCUGGAAAUUGUCUUGACCAAGGACUCGAAACGAAAGGAGUUAUCCGCAGUAGCUUUCAAGCCUGCGCGGGAAAAGGGACCAGCUUUUCCUGAAAGAUUUUAUGGCAGUGACGCUAUUGCGCUUGCGCCCCGGUUUCCUGAGGAUGUCUAUCCUAAUCUAAAGUCCCUCUUGGGUGUUCCAUUUGAGACUGGCAUUCAAGGCUCGGAUGGCGGUGAACAAAAUAUGGUGGCUUUGUACAAGGAACGGUACCCGAGAGUCAAACUCGAACCCGCUGCCGAUGGUCGGGGAACUGUGGGCAUUACGAGUAAACGGCUAGGCAAACCACCAUUCCUUGUCGAGGAAUUGUUGGCAAUGCAGUUGAAACAGAUUAAAGCCAACGCGGAGGAGACAGGCGCUCAGCGCACAAAUCUCGAAGACGCCGUCAUCACCGUUCCUCCAUUCUUCUCCGCCGAAGAGAAGCGUAGCGUACAGCUUGCCGCGGAACUGGCUGGGCUGAACGUCCUUUCUUUGCUGAGCGAUGGGGUCUCUGUCGCUUUGAAUUAUGCAACCAGCCGUAAAUUUCCGAACAUAACUAACGGCGAAAAACCCGAACAUCAUAUUGUGUUUGACAUGGGAGCCGGAUCCACCAGUGCAACUGUUCUCAAAUUCCAGAGCCGUACCGUUAAAGACUUUGGCAAAUAUACCAGAAAUCUACAGGAGGUUCAUGCCGUUGGAGUUGGCUGGGAUAAAACGCUUGGUGGAGACGCUCUGAAUCAAUUGAUCGUCAAUGAUAUGGUUGCAAAGCUAGCUGAGUCCAAGACCUUUAAAAAUAGGGCCACUCCGGAGCAAAUCAAAGCUCACGGAAAGACUAUGGCAAAACUCUGGAAAGAAUCAGAAAGACUCCGGCAAAUUUUGAGUGCAAAUACUGAGACCGCUGCUUCGUUUGAAGGCCUGUACGAGGACGAUGUUAACUUCAAAUACACCAUCACGAGGGCCACUUUUGAGGACCUGGCCAAGAGCCACGCGGACCGCAUUUCAAAACCACUCACAGACGCCCUUGAAAUGGCCAAGCUUAGCUUGGAUGACGUUGAAUCGAUUAUUCUCCAUGGAGGUGUCAUUCGAACUCCUUUUGUCCAGAAACAGAUAGAACAGUUUUGCAACGGUGCAAAUAAAAUCAGGACAAACGUCAAUGCGGAUGAAGCAGCCGCUCUUGGGGCAGGCUUUAGAGGCGCAGCUUUGAGCCGUGCCUUUAGAGUGAAAGAUAUCAAAACUUAUGAUAUCCCAGGAUACAGCGCCUCCAUUAGAUAUGUAACCGGAGAAAAUGUAACCAUUUGGUUCGGCAUGCACCUGAAUCCGGUAAAUGCCGUUCCAGAGAUCACCCGCGGAUCGGCGAGCUGUGAAGUAGAGGAAGAGGUCAAGAAAAGCGUUGUCGAUAAAGCCAAAGAAUUUUUGGGCUUCGAUUCGAAGAAAGGCCAACAACCUCUCAAGGAUGAUUCUAGCAAAGACCAGGCCAGCGAAUCCAGUGAAUCAAGUGCUAGCCAAGCCUCCUCAGCGACACCAUCAACUGAAGACGCGACUUCCUCGACUCUAUCUUCUAGUACAGACUCUGCUGCUGAGCAAGCAUCUCCACCGGCGAAACCCUGGACAACCCGAAGUAGAGCCCGCGCAACCCGCGAAAUUUCCGGGUCGAGAGCUCAAUCAUUGCCGUCGCCGGAGGAAAUGCUUCGGAUUAAAGCCCGCUUGAGAGCAUUCGAUGCUUCUGACUCUGCUCGCGUUCAGCGAGAGGAGGCCUUGAAUAGUCUGGAGGCCUUCAUUUAUCGUGCGCGAGAAUUGCUUGAUGACACGGAAUUCGGAGGAGCGAUUGGCAAGAUAGCAAUGGAGAAGCUGACCCAGAGCCUCCCUGAGGUAGCUGACUGGCUCUAUGGAGAAGGAUCAGACGCUUCAACGAAAGAAUUGAAGGCAAAGCUUGACAGCCUAAAAGCGCUCGUCGAUCCGGCUUUGAACCGAAAGACCGAAAAUGCGAUGCGACCAUCCAAAAUCGAAAGUCUAAAGCAAAGCCUCAAAAGUGCGAAGACUUUCGUGGAAGCCAUGGAGAAGCAGAUCAAGGCAGAGGAAAGUGCCUUCUCUGCAUCUUCGUCAAAGGCUACUUCGUCGUCAUCGAGUGAAUCUUCCAGCGCUUCCUCUGCCAGCGAUUCCUCAGCUUCGACUACUUCCAGCUCGACAUCAUCCGAACCCACCCCAUCCUAUUCCAUGUAUUCUCCUAUCGACGUAACCACACUCUCCGAGAUUCACGACAAAAUCGAAACCUGGCUUAAUGAAAAACUGAAGCUCCAGGAGAAACUGGCAGAGUCCGAUGAUCCUGCGAUCACAGUCGCAGACAUGGAAGCCAAAGGCGCAGAAUUGCAGCGGACAUUGAAUAAAGUUGUGGAGCAGAUUGCUCGAAAGUCCAAGCCUGGAAAUGGAAAUGGCAAGAAACAGGGGAAAAAGAACGGAGGAAGUAAGGAUGACAAGGGCAAAGAGAAGGACAAAUCGAAGGUAAAGCCCAAGGCCGAUAAAGAGAAGAAAGAGAAGAAAGAGACGAACAAGGGCAGCGACAAGAAAACAGCGUCAUCUAGCAUGAAAGAUGAAUUGUAA
This is a messenger RNA of Uncinocarpus reesii 1704, 2799 nucleotides long. RefSeq lists its product as uncharacterized. Gene Ontology annotation, biological process: negative regulation of hypoxia-induced intrinsic apoptotic signaling pathway; cellular response to hypoxia; endoplasmic reticulum unfolded protein response. The transcript is spliced from 3 exons. NCBI's taxonomy places the organism in Eukaryota, Fungi, Ascomycota, Eurotiomycetes, Onygenales, Onygenaceae. Gene Ontology annotation, molecular function: ATP binding; ATP-dependent protein folding chaperone. Bases 1 to 2799 code for a protein of 932 amino acids. Gene Ontology annotation, cellular component: endoplasmic reticulum chaperone complex. The record is from RefSeq and is a predicted model, not a curated record.